CCCGGCAGGCGGAGUCAAGAUGGCGGCGCUGUGGGUGCUGCGGGCCCUGCGCGGUCUCUGCGGGGCCGCGCUGUUCCUGUCCCAGCUCUCCGUCCUCUCCGGCCGCGUGGGAUCUUUGAUGACAACAAAGCUUUCACAGCCACAGUCUACACUGGCAAAAAGCCUAACUUCAACAAGUACAAAUACUCCCUAUUUUAAAGCAGCAGAAAGCACAGAAAUUCCACCUUACAUGAUUAAAUGUCCCAGCAACGGGCUGUGCAGUAGAUUGCCACCAGACUGCAUGACAUGCAACACAAACCACUCCUGUAUAUAUGGGAAGCUGGCCACUUUUGAUUGCAAGGUCAAGCCACAUGUUCAUUGUGUUGAUGAGAAUAACCACGAGCAGGAGAACUUCACAAUUAACAUGACGUGCCAGUUUUGCUGGCAGCUUGCCACAAGUGACUAUGUCUGCACCAACUCCACAAACUGCAUGACAGUUUCCUGCCCACGGCAGCGCUACAAUGCCACUUGUACAGUCCGGGACCACAUCCAUUGCCUGGGUAACCGUGUCUUUCCUAAGAUGCUCUAUUGCAAUUGGACUGGAGGUUAUAAGUGGUCUACUGCCCUGGCACUAAGCAUCACCCUUGGUGGAUUUGGUGCCGAUCGUUUCUAUUUGGGCCAGUGGCGGGAAGGUUUGGGGAAACUCUUCAGCUUUGGAGGACUUGGAAUAUGGACACUAAUCGAUGUGCUGCUCAUAGGUGUUGGCUAUGUGGGACCUGCAGAUGGUUCUCUUUAUAUUUAAAUGUGGGUGCAGUGUAUUUCAGAGAGGAGUCAUUGCCUGGGAAGGGCUCUAAAUAAAAAAAGAAGGUGGAGAUUUGAGCCUUUAAGGUAGAAUGAAGAACAACCGUUUGUUCUGUGUGCAUACAUUUUAAUGUACAGUAUCUGUACUUGGUUUGCCUUUAACUAAGGUGAAAUAAAAGAGUGGAUCACUGAGUAAGUUGAAAUUAAUUUCA
Chiroxiphia lanceolata (lance-tailed manakin) is the source of this 992-nucleotide messenger RNA. RefSeq names its product TM2 domain containing 3 (gene TM2D3). The record is from RefSeq and is a predicted model, not a curated record. The coding region runs from base 20 to 781 and encodes 253 amino acids. NCBI's taxonomy places the organism in Eukaryota, Metazoa, Chordata, Aves, Passeriformes, Pipridae. The transcript is spliced from 6 exons.